Molecule: messenger RNA, 1599 nt
Organism: Myripristis murdjan (pinecone soldierfish)
Lineage: Eukaryota; Metazoa; Chordata; Actinopteri; Holocentriformes; Holocentridae
Exons: 2
Coding region: 76-888 (270 amino acids)
Source: RefSeq, a predicted model, not a curated record
UUGUAAACAGGAAGCAGACGCGGCGUCCUGUGCGCGGGCUGGCUGCUCAGAAAACACCUCGGACGAGGAGCAGCAAUGGCGAAAAGUAGGAGCCGAGACUUCUUCGCUUGGACCGACGACGAAGUGGAGCUGCUGCUGAAAGUGACACAUGAAUACAAGACGGCCAAGGCGAACGACAACAUAGACUGGGAGUCGUCGCAAAGCAAGUACGGCGACAUAUUUGAGCGGUACCGGGAGCUGUACCCGUCGCGGGAGGAAGCCCUGGCCAUGGGCAAGGAGUACCCGCACAAGAAGGACGAGAUCACUAAAGGCCAGCUGACUACCAAACUCAAGGCCAUCCGGAUGAGAUACAGACAAGCAGUGGAGCUGGGUAGGAAAAGUGGCCGUGGGCGGGUAGUCCUGCUCUAUUUUGAGCUCUGUGAGACCAUCUGGGGCGCCCCUCCUGCCACUCAUGCGAUAUCAGAGGGCAUUGAGACCAGCGAUGUGACCGUGGAGGUGAAAGAGGAGAUGGUCAGCUCACCGGACACCGGGUCGUCGUCUGUCCCGGGAGCAGACGGAGCUGCGGAAGGCGCAGCGUCUACAGACACAGUGGCGAGUCGACGCCAGAGAGUGGAUGCUACUCUUAAUGGCUGCAGGAGAGAGAAACUCAAGAGAAAACUCACCACGGAUUCAGUUGCACAGGAGGAGCUGGAAAUCAAGAGGCAACUCCUUCAACAGUUAAAGGCGACUGAUGUAGAGUUUGUGCAGACACUGGACCGGUGGUCAUCCAUGAUGGACCGUCUGAACUCUAAUAUUGAGCUGCUUGUACAGCACAUCGUGGGCUCAGGCACCUCUCAGUGUGCGACUCCAUCACCGACUGACUGGAAACCUGUUAUCAAAACGGAAUAGCUAAAACUAACUCAAGAACUCAAACGUUUUUGUUUUUUUUUAAAAGAUGGUUUUGUAAAAUACUUGCCUCAGAUUCCCUGUCAUGUUGUUUAGUGUUGUCUCUUUAAAAUAUUUCUCUCUCUUUCACAGUGUAGGCUGUAUCAGUGUACAUAAGCUAAAAUAUUGAUUUAUAAUUGCUGAGACUUUUUUUUUUCUUCUUUUUGAAGCAGAAAUGUUUUUUUAUGAAAAUUUAUAUGACCUCCACAGUAUUACAGCAUUUUUAAGCUGAUUUACAUUACUUCAUUACACUGGUGUGAAGUUCUGAUAAAGUUUCGUUUAAAUGGUAAAAUGAGUGUUUGAAGUGAUAUAACACCCGUAUAUAGUUAUACACUACGUGAAUUAUGGAUAUGAGACAAGUACAUUUAACUUGUUAUGUCACAUAGUUGGAUAAUCUAAGAUUAAGUCCUUUAAGACUAAGUAGCCUAUUGCAAUUUUCUGACCAUUUUGAACAUUGGAUGUUGAUGUGAACAUGGACACAUGUCCAUUUUUUCCAUAUCUUUCAUUCAUUCAGUAUGUCAAUGACAAAUUGUAGUGUUGCCAAAUAAGGAGACUGACUUGAUUCUGUACCUGUACCAUGUCUAAUAUGAUUAAAAAAAACUGUUAAGACAGUAUCUUGGAAAUGUAAACAAUCAAAAUGUGUUAAUAUGUAUGUACAAACUCAGGAAAUGGCUU